AUGUCUGACGAUCCGUUUACCUCGGUCCAAUGGGACAGAGACGACAAGAACAAUCUGCUGCCCCGCGCAGGCCUGCCCAUCGAAGAAGAGCCCAGUGCCUCCUUGCUUCUUGCCGGAGAUGCAGAGGACACUUCGGAUUUGCCUCCAUCCGUUCCAGACGAACCGUUUGAAGCAGCACACGAACCCACUGCAGCCAAUUCCGAGCCUGCGCCGCCGGAAUAUGCCGAGAAACCACCUUCCGCCGUAGGAAAAAGCCCCACUCCCAAAACUAGUCCAGAACCACAGGCAAAUAGUGGCGAAGGAGAACACGAACAGACAACAGAAGUUGAAGCACCAGCGGCGUCUGCGCCGGUGCCGACAGAGAUUUUGGACCAGAAGAGAAUGGAGGAGCAGUUUCAAAAGUACAAAAUUAGUCUGCACGUGAGCCACCCGCUUAGUGAUCGAGACAGCAACUCGAAACCGUACAUUUCAUAUCUCGUCACCACAGAAACGAACCACCCGGAAGUGAUUCGGCUCUCCGAAGCUGCAGCAGGCACCGAAUUUGUUACUGUGAAGACAAGAAGACGCUAUGGCGACUUCCGCUUUUUACACAAUUGCUUGAUCAAUGAUUUCCCGCAAUUGCUAGUUCCUCCUCUCCCUGCAAAGCUGAAUUUCAAGUAUUUGACGGGCGACACUUUCAGCACGUCUUUUGUCCAUAAGCGCUUGAACUCGCUUGACCGGUUUAUUUCUUUCAUCUGUGGCCACAAAUUACUUUCCCAACUGAGCGUUUUCCAUUUCUUCGUUAGUGACUCGGGAGAAUGGGCCACUUUCACCAAGAACUUGAAAAUAUCCAAAGGCGACGACAGUGAUGCGCUGAUUGUGGGAAAAGUAGCAAACGAGGAAAUGUUGACGGAAACAUUGAUGAAUUUCUUCACGUCCUCCAAGCACAAGCGCGAGACCAAUAAAGAUAUCUUGGAAAUCAGCGAUAAGUUGAAAAAACUCUGUGAAAACUUGAUCCGCUUGGACAAAAUCUUUCUGCGGCUUAACAGGAAAAAUUACGACAUGAAAACAGACUACGACCAGCUUCUGACGCAAAUCACCAAGUUGGCUGCGGUGCAGAAUUUAACUCUGCAACUUAACGACAACGAAACACUGGAGAACACUUCUUCUCACGAAACUUCAGAUGCCAUGGUCAGUAACUUUAAAAUUUUUUCGGAGUCGCUUAUGUUUUUUCUGAACAACUGGGCAGACUUGCAUCGGUACAUUGACGAAUCUUUUUUGGUCACCUUGAAAGAUUGCGCCAAGUACAUUGGUCGGUUUUCGGACUUGAUUGAGUUCCAGCACAAUAAGCGCAUAGACUUGCAAGUUCUUCACGAUUACUUGGCCAAAGCGAAGACUGAAUAUGCCGCGUUGGGCGGACCACAACAUACUUCAGCGCCUAAUCCUGUUUUGGUCGGACAUGCUUCAGGCGGAAUUGUCAACAAUACCACGCAGCUCAUCAAAGAUACGCUUUCCACUUCUGCUACGCCGCAUAUUGGUUCUUCCCAUACAGAUACAAAGCGUGUGCGGGCACAGCAGAAGAUUCAACAACUUGAAGCGGAGAUAACAACCCAAACACAACUCGUAAACAACUUGACAAGCCGCAUUAUCAACGAGGAGUAUCCCAACUGGGAGCAGUUUAACAAGCGGCAGUUGAAGCAGCUGAUGACAGAGUUGUGUGAUCACGAAAUUACAUUUUACAAGGGGUUGGUGGACAACUGGAGCGAUGUGGAGACCAAGUUGAUGAAGCGCCUCGAUGAAUUGAAGACGUGA
This is a messenger RNA of Clavispora lusitaniae ATCC 42720, 1791 nucleotides long. It is a transcript of the gene SNX4, whose product is annotated as Snx4p. Gene Ontology annotation, cellular component: phagophore assembly site; early endosome. Lineage: Eukaryota; Fungi; Ascomycota; Pichiomycetes; Serinales; Metschnikowiaceae. Gene Ontology annotation, biological process: autophagy of mitochondrion; piecemeal microautophagy of the nucleus; reticulophagy. The record is from RefSeq and is a predicted model, not a curated record. Gene Ontology annotation, molecular function: phosphatidylinositol binding.